UAUAACAUUUGCAUGUUAGUAAAAAUGUUGAAAUAUGUACAUAAUAAAGUUAGGCUGGGAAAAAACUUGAACCUGUUUAAAAAACAAAAUCUUUCUGCCGUUAAAUCAUCUGAAAAUCAAAACUUUGUAGAUGGUCGCAGAUGUCUGCCACAGUUACACACUUCAUCGAAAGUUAUUAAUAACAUUAAUCCUGGAACUGGGGCUAUUAUUGGCCAGUUCUAUUGUUCUGGAAAAGAUGAGCUUGAAAGAGCAGUAGCUAAUUCAAAAGAGGCUUUUGAAGUUUGGUCACACCAGACUGUAUCUGAACGCAGCAGUAUUUUUAGAAGAGCAGCAAAAGCAAUUCGAUCAAAGAAACUUGAUAUCGCAAGACUUGAAACCAUAGAUACAGGGAAAACCAUAACAGAAUCAAGCAUGGAUGUAGAUGCUGUUAUUGAAUCUUGCAACUAUUAUGCUUCUUUAUGUUACAUGCUUCAUGGUCAACAAAUACCUGUGCAUAAUGGUGCUUUGGUAUACACUGUGAGAGAACCACUUGGUGUAUGCUUAGGGAUUGGUGCUUGGAAUUUUCCAUUUUUGAACAUAGCAUGGAAAGCUCUUCCUGCUUUAGCUUGUGGAAACACACUGGUAUAUAAACCUUCACCUAAUACACCAAUCACAAGUGUAGUUUUUGCUGAGAUAAUGGCAGAUGUUGGUCUUCCAGCAGGUUGUUUAAACAUAGUACAAGGUGAUGGUGAGGCUGGUCAGUAUUUAUGUGAACACAAAGAUAUUGCUAAAGUAUCAUUUACCGGAAGUAUUUCAACAGGCACAAAGAUAAUGGCAGCAUGUGCACCCACUUUAAAGAAAUUGACACUGGAAUUAGGAGGCAAAUCUCCACUUGUUAUAUUUGAAGAUGCUGAUAUUGAUAAUGCUGUGCAAGGUGCGCUUAUGGCGAAUUUUAUCAUACAAGGAGAAGCUUGCUCCAAUGGUACAAGAGUGUAUGUGCAUGAGUCAAUAUUAGACAGCUUUCUUGAAAAAGUUGUAGAAGCAACAAGAAAUUUAAAUAUUGGUGACACAAUGGAUGCUCGGACUCAUAUUGGUGCAUUGAUCAGUCUUGAACAUUUAGAAAAAGUCCAAGGUUUUAUCAAUAGAGCUGUAUCUGAGGGAGCCAAGAUUUUAUGUGGCGGUGAUAAGCCUAAGUUUGAGAAUCGAUCUUUUGCAAACGGAUACUAUAUAAAUCCAUGUAUUAUGACACACUGUCAUGAUGGUAUGGAAAUUAUAAAAGAAGAGCACUUUGGACCUAUUAUGUGUGUCAUGCCAUUUUCUAAUGAAGAAGAAGUUUUAAAUAGAGCAAACAGUAGCACAACUGGUCUUGCUGCAGGUGUAUUUACAAAAAAUAUUUCAAGAGCUCACAAAUUUAUAGCUAAACUUCAAGCUGGUUCUUGUUAUAUAAAUACAUACAAUAUGUAUCCAGUGCAAGUACCAUUUGGUGGCAAUAAGAUGUCUGGUAUUGGUCGUGAAAAUGGAACACAAGUAAUUGAACAUUAUACACAAACAAAGAGUGUUUAUGUUGAACUGAACGAAGUUGAUAGUAUAUUUAAAUAAUUCUUUUUAUAUUUUUAUAUUCUUAUUUUUUGAUUAAAAAUUUUUUGUUUUGUAAA
This is a messenger RNA of Hydra vulgaris (swiftwater hydra), 1634 nucleotides long. RefSeq names its product 4-trimethylaminobutyraldehyde dehydrogenase. Gene Ontology annotation, molecular function: 4-trimethylammoniobutyraldehyde dehydrogenase (NAD+) activity; aminobutyraldehyde dehydrogenase (NAD+) activity. The record is from RefSeq and is a predicted model, not a curated record. NCBI's taxonomy places the organism in Eukaryota, Metazoa, Cnidaria, Hydrozoa, Anthoathecata, Hydridae.